AUGGAGGAUAACUCUUCUCAGUGUCUUCUGAAUUGGUGCAUUGAACAAACCAAAACGUACCCAUAUAUUAAUAUCACUGAUUUCACAUCAUCAUGGAAAGAUGGUCUGGCGUUUUGUGCCUUAAUUCACAAACAUUUCCCUGAUCUAAUAGAUUUUUCGCACUUGAAGUCUGAAGAUGCUGUAACAAACCUUAAGUUGGCGUUUUUCGUUGCAGAAACAAAAUUGAAUAUACCGGUGCCUACAAGACCACAACUGACUGUUUUCAGUAGGAACUACCAUCGUAGUUGUUUUCGUGACAACCAGUUAACUUAUCUCAAAGAGCGGAAUAAAACACUAAAGGGUUCCAACUGUUCUGAUGGUUCACCGCUGACUAAAUUCUCAGUAGCGGAUCCCUUCCCAAUAAGAUUCAGUCCGCAAAAAGAAUUGGACACUGUUAGCAAUGGAAAAAGUCAACCAACAUGCAAACCUCCUUCUAGAUCGCCACUUUUUGAUGUUUUAAGUAAUAAUGCGUCUCCUGAACUGAAUAGUGUUUUGAAGAUAAAAGCUAAAAUAUCAGCUGACAUAGAACAGCGUAAAAAUAACUCUAAUUCCAAACACCAUAACAUCGUUUCUUAUCCUGCUGCUUUAAAUCCGUUCGAAGAUGACUCUUUGCGUGAUCCCAGCUCUCAGCAUGAAUGUACCUAUAAGCCUUACAAUCCAUUUGAUGACGAUUUAUCAGCCUUAGACUCGGAAGAGAUUAAUAACAUUUCAGAUUCUGACCACUCAGACAUAUUAAGUUUAUCAAACCCUCCAUCUCUGGUAUUCACGCCUAGUAACCAUAUAAACAAGUAUAUGGAACAGAGUAACCAAAAAUUUUCCAAGGAAAAAUUAGUCGCAGAUGAAUCAGUCAAUCUUCAGACUCCUCACUCUUCUAUAUAUGAUUUAUCGAGUUUACUCGCUUAUGGUAGUCUGAAUAAAGCACAGUCCUUUUCACUAAGCAGUGAUACAAAACAGUCCUCAAAAUCUCCUCUUAAUGGAUCAACUGCAAAGAUAAGUAGGUCAGUUAACACCAAAGGGCCUGCCCCACCUAUUCCUGUUUUAUGCCGACGUGAUGUCAGACGCGAUCAGCAAAGCGACUUCAUUCCAUACACUGAAUUACACAGACAACUAUAUGAUAUAAACAAUGAACUUUCCAAUCUGGAACUAUCUGCUCGCAAAAUUCAAACAAGUAUUAAAGAAAUGUCUGAAAAUAAUGAAAGCGUCAAGAGACUAUUGAAAAAGUGGCUCCAUACCGUUGAAUUAAAGGAUAAUUGCAGUAACAUUUGUUAG
Schistosoma guineensis is the source of this 1308-nucleotide messenger RNA. NCBI's taxonomy places the organism in Eukaryota, Metazoa, Platyhelminthes, Trematoda, Strigeidida, Schistosomatidae. The record is from the annotation of a GenBank genome assembly.